AUGGUUGACAAGGGCUCCACUUCAGGGCGACUUGUGCUGCCCAUGGGCGACGACAUGCACACACACUUAAGGCAAGGGGAACUCAUGGAUGCUGUAGUUCCUCAUCUUCGCAAAGGAGGAUGUAACCGAGUCCUGGUGAUGCCCAACACAGUCCCCCCGAUUGUGACGUGCUCGCAGGCGCUCGAGUACAGAAACGAGCUGCUGAAGAGGGAUCCCAAAGUGAAUUACCUGAUGACGCUCUACCUGUGCCCUGAUGUCGAUCCCCAUGAUCUUGCUAAGAAUGCAAAGGCCUCGCACGUCGUUGGAGUGAAAUUGUAUCCGCGUGGUGUUACUACAAACUCGGAGGCUGGCGUGGAGGUCAGUGGUCCCUCCACUUCUGCGAAUGUUGUCUCGAACCUUUUAAUGCUGGGCUUACCGCCUGACUUGGGUGGCGAGAGACAGCCGAGUCGCAGCUUGAGUCAACAGUCUCCAUGGACGCAGGUGUGCAUCUUGGGCUAUCUGCAGGAUCUGACGGCGUUUGAUGGCGUGUUUGAAGCGCUCCAGCGGUGCGGAUUGAGCCUGCAUAUUCACGCAGAGUCUCCGACAGCUUCGGCACUCAAGGCGGAGGAAAUGUUCCUGCCGACUUUUGAACAAGUACACCAGCGCUUUCCCAAUUUAAAAAUUGUGUUUGAGCACAUCUCCACGGCUGCUGCGGUUGAAGCUGUAAAGGGAAAACAGAAUGUCGCGGCCACCAUCACUGCACACCACCUGCGGCUGACAACGGCUGACGUAUGGGGUCCAGAACACCUUUACAAGAGCUCUUUGGCGAGGGCCGAGGAAAGCCACGUGCUAAAUCCUCACAACUUUUGCAAGCCGUUAGCCAAGUGUGAAGAAGACCGUCAGGCACUCCUAAGCUACCUUGCCGACAUUUUUGCCCGCGAGGGAUGCCUAGAUAAGCUGAGGGGUUUCGCGUGUGAACACGCAGCAGCCUUCUUCGGGAUACCUAAGAAGGAAUUGGUGGAGGGGCAAGACUGCGUGGUGCUGGAACGGGCGCCUUUUGCGGUCCCGAAAGUCGUUUGCGGCGUGGAAGGGUCGGGCAACGAAGUGGUGCCUUUCCUCUCGGGUUCCGAGCUCCUCUUCACCGUCAAUGUUGUGCCCUUUUCUGCAUCAUUACAGUUGAUUCAAUAG
Eimeria acervulina is the source of this 1167-nucleotide messenger RNA. Its product is annotated as dihydroorotase protein, putative. Gene Ontology annotation, molecular function: dihydroorotase activity. Gene Ontology annotation, cellular component: cytoplasm. Gene Ontology annotation, biological process: 'de novo' pyrimidine nucleobase biosynthetic process; pyrimidine nucleotide biosynthetic process. The transcript has 9 exons. The record is from RefSeq and is a predicted model, not a curated record. NCBI's taxonomy places the organism in Eukaryota, Apicomplexa, Conoidasida, Eucoccidiorida, Eimeriidae. The coding region runs from base 1 to 1167 and encodes 388 amino acids.